This is a messenger RNA of Malassezia restricta, 1479 nucleotides long. RefSeq lists its product as uncharacterized. The record is from RefSeq and is a predicted model, not a curated record. Lineage: Eukaryota; Fungi; Basidiomycota; Malasseziomycetes; Malasseziales; Malasseziaceae. Gene Ontology annotation, biological process: mitotic G2 DNA damage checkpoint signaling; double-strand break repair via homologous recombination. Bases 1 to 1479 code for a protein of 492 amino acids. Gene Ontology annotation, molecular function: protein binding; damaged DNA binding. Gene Ontology annotation, cellular component: Mre11 complex. The transcript has a single exon.
AUGUGGCUGCUCUACACCCACUAUGACGGUGAGCAGGCCCCUGUGAGUGCGCGAGUGCUGCAUAGUGAGCGUACAUACAAGGUCGGACGCAAAUUGGACGCCGUCGACUUGCAUGUGCCGAUCGCGCGGAUCAGCCGUUUGGCCGGCACACUACGUGUCGGCGCUGUAGCGCCGUCUGACGUGCCAUGCACGCGAAAGCGUGCGGAUCUCACGUGGACCAUGCAAAUGAACAGCAAGUCUGGAUCACUGGUAGAGGGAUUUCGUGGCAGGAACCGCGUCGAGCAGCGCAUACGGCCCGAGACGCCGGUGGAGUUGGGCGAUGCGUCGCGGAUCUGUUUGGUAUCAGGCGUGUAUGCCGACGUGCGAUGGCUCCCUGUCAUUUUGUGCUGUCCAUCGCACUUGCAUAAAGACGAUAUGAUACGUGUUGCUGCUCGUGUCGGCGUGCAUAUCGUGCCUACUCUAUGCGAAGCCACGCAUCUCGUCGUGCCUUUUGCGCGGCCCAACAAGACGCAAGUUUUGGCGCUGGUACGUGGCGUGCCGAUCGUGUCUGAGGCUUUUGUACAGGCCGUUUUUGAUGCAGCGCAUGCGUCUGUCUGGAAGAUGCCUGAUCCUGCCGACUUUGUGCCGUCGUGUGAUCCAUCGUUGGCCCCGGAAUCGCGUGUCAUGUCAUCGCAAUGGACCGUGUGCGCCGCGCGACGUCAUCUUUAUGCGGGUCUGCAGUUGAGCAUGUGGAUCUCUCACGCAACGCGGCGCUAUUCUGACAUGGCCGAGCUGGCCGAAGCGGCUGGUGCGACGGUGCAUAUCCAUGACGUGUCCCAGGAGCCUAUGGCCGAUGUGAUCGAUGUACGCCGCGUCCUGGCCCAGUAUCAGCCGGCGUCGGAUGUGUUUGUGGUGGCUGAUGACAUGCCCCUGGUAGAAGAGGCGUGUCGUACGCUGCGCCUGCCCUUCCUUCCCCAGGGCCUUUCGGCCAUUACGCAGGGCAUUCUCGACGUCCGUUCAUGGAGGGACAUGGUGCCGCCAGUGGACGAUACCCCACUCACAGAGGACGUCACGAGCUGGCAAGACGACGAGCACGGUAUGAGCGCGACGGAUGGUUCGGCGUGCGGCGCUCCUGAAUCUGUACAGCGUUCCAGUGAGCCACCUGUUCAUCCUCCCGUGUCCGUUGAGCGCCCGGCACGGAGGCCCCAUGCGCGGCGUUCCGUCCUGUUGGAUGAGAUUCUCGGUGUAUCGAGUGAUCCACCGAGUGCCAAGUACCGACGUCUGCUAGACGCAUCGCCAGCCACGCACCAAGAUGCGGCACCGCCGUCCUCGCCGAUGCGGUGCAUAGAGCGUCCAUCGCUCAUGCCAGUGCAUGUUGAGCCUAUGUCGCGAGGUUCGACUUUGACCUGCGACUACAAAAAGUUUCGGCGGCGCCCUAGGCAUGGGCCAGCGCACCGCGUGGCACUCUUUCUAGAUGUAGAUGUACAUGCUACGGAUUAA